CCGCAAUCGCUGACCAUGGCGGCUCACGUAUCUGAUUGUGGCAGGCUGGCAUCAACACACCCAAGGUGCUCGCUCGCUCGCUCUCGUCGCAUCUCCAUCGAGGGAGGGGACGAUUAUGCACAUGCAUCUGAAGACCCUCUCCAAGAUGCCUCCGUGACCACCAACAUAAUCUCCUGACACAACUUACCACAGCCCCUGAUAUUUUCUGCUUAAUGGAAGAUUGUGAAAGAUCAAGGGAUCAAGUAUUCUUACCGAGGGUGACAAGAUCACUUUCGGACACACAAAUGGUUACAAGAUCGAGCCGGGCCAGUACUCUCGCCAGCUUCACUCCGAGUUCCAGUUUAUGUUUGAGAAGUUCCAGAAGCGCCAUGAGCUGCCCAAGCACCAGGGCCUGGACAGUGUGGAGUACCACCAAACCAGGACGUGUUGUGGCACCCGCAAACUGCCCUCCUCGCCGGAGUACGACCGCAGCGAGUGUUGUGACACGUUGGACAAACAGGGUGCUUUACGAACGUGUAGAUCUCCCACCAUUCAGGAACACACACUGCCAGCCAGCCCAACCAUACCUGUCACAAGAGGGGAAGAAAACGAUUUAGAAAGUGGUAGAUUGAAAAAUGUAAGUACUGAUUGUCCAACCCCCAAAGUGUGUCAUGUGCAGAAAAGUGCGUCAACACCCGAAGUGCCAGAUUUCAUGGAAGAAGUGGAGAUUCUUGGAGCAGCAGAUUCAGCCGAAAGUCACACUGAAUGUUCUGAGGGUAACUGUGGUAACGUAAGUGAAGUCGACCAAUCAAAUCAAUGCAAAAGUCCUGUGUUAACCAAUGGGAAUUCAGGAGAAGCAUCUAGUCAAGAUGAAGAGGUGGACAGUCCUAAGGCUUUUGUCAAAGACGUUCAAGGGGAACGCGAGACAUUCCAAACCAAAUCAAAUUUAAGUGACCACUGUGACUUUAACAAAAGUGAAGAUGAAAAUGGCUCAGACGUGCCUGUCGCAAGAACUGAGGAUGUGUCGCCUUGUAAACAGGUUGAUGCAAGUUUGGAAAUGAGUGAAAUGAAAGGGCCAGCGAAUACAAAACGGAAGUGCAAUUCCCGACCGAACAGUGCUAAGAGUUCCAGUAGUUACGAUGAGUGUGAUGGGGAUGGCAAGGGGGGUCGGAAUAUCUGGAGUAUUAUGUCCGACAGUAACGAUGACGCCAUGAAAGAUAGCUCCGCACCUAGUCCCAUGGGCGAGUCCUACGACCAAUCUCAUAAUCCAGUCAUUCACCAACAAGAUGGGUCGUGUGACACCCUCACAAACAAUGAGACUCUUGCCUUUGGACAAUCGUUUUUCACUGAUGCUGUACAGAACUCUAACUUCAGGAAGGACCACGACGGUGAAACCAACUCUAUGUUCAGUGAGGACAGUGAUAGAGAGCGAUGUCUCCAGUUUCUCCAUGUGCAAGUGUCCAGUUUGUUGGGGUCACUCAGUGCAGACGAUAAUAAGACCGGCAAAUCAUCAGACACCAGGACCAGUGGUCAGCCAGGCUCCAACCCCAACAAGAGGAGGAAAGCAAGGCGUUUCGCGCCACGCACCAAGAGGACGCGGGUGAGACUGACAGAUGACGAGAAACUGGAGGAUGGCGUGGAGUGGUAUGAGGAAGAGACCUGUGCAGCCCCUGACUGCAGCAAGCCCAGAGACCGCAGGGUGCAAUGGGUCCAGUGUGAUGACUGUGACAAAUGGUUCCAUACUGUGUGUGCUGGUUGUCGCUAUGACGACGUCAAAGACUCAACAAAGCAGUUUCACUGUGGUUGUGGUUAGGUCGCAGAGGUCAGGAGACCAAAGGUCACAGGGGUCAGAGAGCAAAAGGUCACAG
Molecule: messenger RNA, 1847 nt
Organism: Haliotis rufescens (red abalone)
Lineage: Eukaryota; Metazoa; Mollusca; Gastropoda; Lepetellida; Haliotidae
Exons: 9
Coding region: 344-1792 (482 amino acids)
Biological process (GO): regulation of gene expression
Cellular component (GO): nucleus
Source: RefSeq, a predicted model, not a curated record